GUCUUUGUCUCUUGGUGUUUAUUGUGCUGAGUAGUGAGUGAUUAUGGAUUCUGUGGGGUCUCAGUCCCCUCCUCCAGGUACAGGAGAAUGGCAAACGCAGGCAGCCCAGUCAUUGAGCUGGACCUGAGCUCUAUGAAAGACCCACCAAGGGAUGGACUCCACCUGCUGCCGGCAGAGAUCGAAUCGGAUGGAGAUGCCAACGUGCAUCAAUAUUUCACAGCAGCCAUUCAAGAGAGAGAGGGGGAGAUGCAGGUGUCGUUUCGAGGCCGAGCUCUGCGUGGUCGGGAUCUCCCUGUGCCCCUGGGAUACGUUGGACUCGUUCUGAAGGAGGACCAUGAGCCAUGUCUGGAGGAAGAGGACCGAAGAUUGAGGGUGAAAUCAGCUUUCUCUUCAAUGACUUACUGGAACCUCGAGACUCCUCCGACAGCAGAUGACAGUGUGGUUAUGGUUAUGAGCUGGACUCAGCUUGCCGAAGCCAUUCAUGGCCCAGUGGAAGACCAGUGAGCAGAUUCUGCACCCUCACGAUCCCAUUGCCCCAUCUUCAGCUGUGACAUACGGGACUUGGAGAGAGACAUCAAGACGUGCAGCCCUUGGGAAGCUUGCUUGUGUCACCACCCCCACCCCCCCAACUUCCUGCAGGAAUAAACAGAUUAUUUUCUAAUCACA
Messenger RNA from Carcharodon carcharias (great white shark), 666 nucleotides. It is a transcript of the gene rnaseh2c, whose product is annotated as ribonuclease H2, subunit C. Bases 88 to 504 code for a protein of 138 amino acids. The transcript is spliced from 4 exons. Lineage: Eukaryota; Metazoa; Chordata; Chondrichthyes; Lamniformes; Lamnidae. The record is from RefSeq and is a predicted model, not a curated record. Gene Ontology annotation, cellular component: ribonuclease H2 complex. Gene Ontology annotation, biological process: RNA catabolic process.